AUGUUAAUGUUAUGUGCUUCUGCAACUGAGUUGUGGACUUUGUUUGCUUGCACUCUUGGACUAUUAUACAAGGAGGGUAACCGGGUUCUAAAAUCUUCUCUUUAUUUUCAGGCGAUAAUGUUGUAUCUCAUAUUGCAAGGUCUUGCCCCACUUAAGGAAGUUUAUGCUCUCUUUUAUGCAGAUUCCAAGACUUUGAAAGAAGAAAAGCGGGAAGAACUAUUUGAAAAUUUAAAGGCUGAUGAAUCGAUUGGAUGGGCUGUUGAUGUCAUCGAUCCAAGGGAGCUUUCAGCUAAAAUGUUAAAGAAAAUUAAAAUAAAUCUUAAUGAAAUAUCGCAUGAUUCCGCCAUUGGCCUCGUCAGUAGGGUGCUGAACAUUGGAGUUCUUCUAACUGAGGUAUUUCAGAUUUACGUGGAUACUGUAGGAGAUCCAGAAAAGUACAGAAUUAAGUUAUCUGAAAGAUUUCCAGCUAUCAAAUUUGUGGUUGCAAAGAAAGCUGACAGUCUUUAUCCAGUUGUAAGUGGAGCAAGCAUAGUUGCGAAGGUCACAAGGGAUCAAGCGCUGCGAGAUUGGGUGCUUGAUGAAACUGCUGAAAACAUGCACAGGAACUUCGGAUCGGGAUAUCCUGGAGAUUUGACGGCUGCUGAAUCCAUUACACAGUUUUAUUGCAUGGAGAAUGGAAGUUGUCCAUUACACAACUGUUUCGCUGGAGAAUGGAAGUUGUCCAUUACACAACUGUUUUGCAGGGAGAAUGGAAAUAGUGACCCCUUCAGGACCGUUACGGACAUGACCAGACUGGAGAUUACCACCAACAGCCUGGCUCCCUGCUGCCUCACGACAAUCAACACAUAUCCCAAGCUAACCAUUUCCUGA
Messenger RNA from Ilex paraguariensis (yerba mate), 870 nucleotides. The record is from the annotation of a GenBank genome assembly. Lineage: Eukaryota; Viridiplantae; Streptophyta; Magnoliopsida; Aquifoliales; Aquifoliaceae.